CCCACAGCUCCACAAUGACAUCACUGGGUCUAAAAAGAAGCGCAAGAGGCAAAUGGGAGGCACCCCACUUAUUAGAUUUUGUCGUAGGGUCCUGUUCACAAGUGAAGAUGCUGCUGCGUCUCUCCGAGGCAGCCUGUGGUGUGCGCCAGCGGAGCGGCUGAAUCAUGGCAUCCCGGUGAACUUCCGAGGAGACAGAAGCGCCAAGGACCGAGUAACAACUCCUGAGACGCACAGGCUGAAACUGUCCUGCUGGGAUAAUUUCAGUGCUGAAGAAACUGCGCGUUUUGACUGCAUAUCUUGCUUCACGCGCAAGGAUGGAGAGCUUGAGGUUACCUUUAAGUUUUCUUUUGUGCAAUUGACUGGAAACGGUGCCAUCAGUCAGGGAAACUUCAGUAUUUUUUCAUUAGCAAUCACUGUUAAUAUGAACUUUGUUACACUUUGCCUAAACCAUUCUGUGUUGCCUGUUCAGCGUAAUCUGUGCGAUAUAUACGAGCGUCUCCAAACGAGGACGCACGGAGAUCGUAGAAGUGUCGAGAUUAUUCAUUCCAACCCAGUGUUUUAUAUUCAAUUUCCACAAAUUAUACUGGGCUAUUAUUAUAUGAAUCUUUAAAUCAUCAAGACAGUAAUUAAUCCAUUUAGGGGAAAAAUGAUCGAACUUGGAUCGAACUAAAGAAGUUUUAGUUUUUUCGGUCUAAAUUGUAUGUCUCAAGGUUAAUGCUCAGUAGUCGCUAAAAUUUCCUAUUGGUUUUUACUUAUUUGUGGAGAGGUGGGUGUCUGUUCUAGGAAGUCCUUUUAAUUGAAAAGCACUGAUCCAUGUCUUGACGCAUUGUCCAGGACCGUUCUGUGUGCUUAAAAUGGGCUUGGAAGACCUGCCGUGGAGGAUGCAAGGGAGCUAACAUUUGGAAACAACACAGAGACAAGUGAGACUCCUGGAAAGCUAAUCCCAGCAUGGCCUCGGUUCCGGACAGCGGCUGCUCCAUGGAGCUGAGCGGCUGGAACAGCAGUGUGAGCAGCGCCGGAGCCUCAGUCCCCUGCAACCAGAGCAUCCUGAGGCUCGCCCCUUACUCUCCCGAAGCCACGGCGGCCUUUGCCACCGCCAUAACCCUGAUGGUCGUCUUCACCAUCGUGGGAAAUAUCAUGGUCAUCAUCGCUGUCCUGACCAGCCGGUCACUCCGAGGUCCGCAGAAUCUGUUCUUGGUGUCACUGGCUGCUGCAGACAUUUUAGUGGCCACGCUUAUCAUCCCCUUUUCUCUGGCCAAUGAACUGCUUGGCUACUGGUACUUUAAGUCCCUGUGGUGUGAGAUCUACCUGGCGCUGGACGUGCUGUUCUGCACCUCCUCUAUUGUGCACCUUUGCGCCAUCUCACUGGACCGCUACCUGUCAAUUUCCAGGGUUACUUAUGGGCGUCAGCGGACUCCCAAACGCAUCAAAGCCGCGAUUGUGGUGGUAUGGCUCAUCUCUGCCAUCAUCUCCUUCCCUCCCCUGUUAUCACUGAACAAAAGCGAGGGAGGAAACAAGGGGAGUGAGAGAGGACCUCAGUGCAAGCUGAAUGAUGAGCGCUGGUACAUCCUUUACUCCACCAUCGGCUCCUUCUUUGCUCCAUGCCUCAUCAUGAUCCUGGUCUACAUAAGAAUCUACCAAAUAGCCAAGCAGAGGACACGUUGCCCACCAGGAGAGCCCAGAAAGGAUGGGGUCGGCUGUGCCACACCAAGUCAGCCUCCACGAAAAAUGCAAGCCAACGGGAAUGAUGAGGAAAGCACACCCCCUUCAUCAAACAAAACCUCCAAUGCCAGGCCCCCAACCCUCGCCAUCACCCCUUCUCCUUCUCAAGGAGAGUCUCAGAUUUCCCCGAAUCCCACCUCCAAUAAUCUCCUGCAACCUCCAGCCGUGACCCCAGUCACAGCCUCCCUUGAUAGCUCUCCCCAUGGCCCCUCGGCCCCCUCCUCUGUGCCUCAGUCUGCCCCUGCCAAGGGCAAGAACGGCAAGAACGGCAAGCGGCAGGGUGGGAAAAAAGCUGACAAUAACAAUGGCGACAGCUCAAGCACAGAGAGCGACAUGGAGCACAGCCAGGGAGGAGGUCGAGGCAGCACCAGCAUACCAGGAUCACCUGCGGGAGGGGGGGUCCACUCCCCUGCCUCAGUUAAGCGGUACCGGGACAUGAUCGCCACUUCAAAGGGGGCUCGGCUGGUGCCAGGGAGGAAGUCAAAGACAGAGAGCAACCCUGGGGCAGCACGGCGUAAAGCGAUGGUCAACAGAGAGAAACGCUUCACCUUUGUCCUGGCAGUGGUCAUUGGUGUCUUUGUGGUGUGCUGGUUCCCGUUCUUCUUCUCCUACUCUCUGCAGGCAGUGUGCCCAGAGACGUGUGCCAUUCCAGAUCCGCUCUUUACCUUUUUCUUCUGGAUCGGCUACUGCAACUCAUCACUCAACCCCGUCAUAUACACCAUCUUUAACAAAGACUUUCGAAAGGCCUUUAAAAAAAUACUCUGCAGAAGCACUAAGGGCACUUUCUUUUAGCAUACAAAUCCAAUAGGACAUGGACAUAAAUAAUUCUUUUCUCUGAGGCAUAUAAGAAAACAAUUUCUCAGAACACUUAAAGGGCUGUUUUAAAAUCAUGUUCAGUGGUGGAAAACCCAGAAUCAAACUUGGGACUCAUUCUUUUACAGCUACAGUGUACUCAAACAGGCAACUUGGACUGUAAAAUCUCAUUUUGCAGCUGAUAUUGAAAAGUUUGCCCAGCACAGGGACAGUGUUACACAAUAAACGCUUAGCACCUCAGCGUCUCUAAUAAGAUUUUGAAUUUCAAGUUUCAUCUCCAGAUCACAUCAAAGAAUGGAUUGUAGUGGGACACAGGGUGGUACAGAAUCCUAGGAGAAAUGUAUGCACACUCUUUAAAUCCGACAGAAGUCAGGAAUUAAUUCUUCAAUAAAAAGUCAGACUGUGUAAUUUAUAAUAUGAAAUGUUAUAGUCUUAAAGGCCUCCGGGGGAAAGAAAACAGGUUAAAAAAUGACUGAAAAGUGGCCUUAGAAUCCUGUUAGCUUAGGGCCAUUUAUUUAUCAAUACAGAACACAAGGAGUACACACGGUUAGUGGUGAUUUCUUACGUCUGCAGUCUUAAUUUGCCUGGCUGCAGGGCAAACAUGUGUUCCUCAAUUAUUAUCCUUCAACAAGAGAAGGUUUCUGUCUCUCAAAUGUGAUAGCACAAACAAGGGCACCCUUUCAAACUUUUCAAACUUAUAUGUAGAAAGCCCUCAUGCCAGAGACUUUUACUUUUGGCUCAGUAGGGGUCAUAAUGGACACCCAGGUUGUUUGUAAUGACACUCUUGGCUUUCAGCUUUCACAAAAUUCAGAGCGAUCGAAGCAUGGUGGAUUUUGGACCACGUGUACACUAGUGAGACCCCCCCCGUUCUCUUAGAUUGCUUUAUAUCUUAAUUUGGACUAUCACACUGAUGGACUGGACUGAGAAAGCCCUCUAUUGAACUGCCUCAGUAUUUGGACAUUUAAGUAACAAUCAAGUGUUUUUAGCCUCUGGAAAGUGCUUCAGGGGUUAUUAACAGUAUCUAAUGGGAGGUGCAACUGCUCAAGACUGAAAAAAAAACUAGAUUCUUACUAUUUAACAAGUGAGGAUUAUUUUCCACAAACCCUGCUUCACGACGAUCAGCAGUAUUUAGCAGGUAGACAUUUGCAAUGACUAUAGAAGACAAAUGAACAAUGCAAUUAAGGAUGUGUAAUGUUGUUACCCCUAAUUACACCUACGUGGGUUUUUCUGACAACUCUUUGGCUGAGUCACUCUUUUUCCAACGCCUCUGGCACAUCAUCGCCUGCAGUGGACCUCUACAAGGCACAUUUAGUUUGUUGCUAAGAGGCGAGAAGAUGAAUGGUACAUUUAUUUUUCUCACCAAUAGACUGAGCCUCUGUCAUUUUCCUUGAGAAAAAAACGUGUCUGUAACUGUGAACAGUAUGCAGGCUUACUGACUUCAUGGGACAAGGGCUGUCAGCAGCAACACUUCAAUUUGCUAAUUGUCUAAUUCUGCUGACCUGUGUGUGUGUGUGCCUGUGUGUGUGUGUGUGUGUGUGUGUGUGUGUGUGUGUGUGUGUGUGUGUGUGCGUGUGUGCCUGUGCGUG
This is a messenger RNA of Scatophagus argus, 4121 nucleotides long. It is a transcript of the gene adra2b, whose product is annotated as adrenoceptor alpha 2B. The transcript has 2 exons. Gene Ontology annotation, biological process: adenylate cyclase-activating adrenergic receptor signaling pathway. NCBI's taxonomy places the organism in Eukaryota, Metazoa, Chordata, Actinopteri, Scatophagidae. Gene Ontology annotation, molecular function: G protein-coupled receptor activity. Gene Ontology annotation, cellular component: membrane. Bases 949 to 2514 code for a protein of 521 amino acids. The record is from RefSeq and is a predicted model, not a curated record.